This is a messenger RNA of Cryphonectria parasitica EP155, 654 nucleotides long. RefSeq lists its product as uncharacterized. Gene Ontology annotation, molecular function: GTPase activator activity. Lineage: Eukaryota; Fungi; Ascomycota; Sordariomycetes; Diaporthales; Cryphonectriaceae. The record is from RefSeq and is a predicted model, not a curated record. Gene Ontology annotation, cellular component: cell cortex. The annotation marks the transcript as partial. Gene Ontology annotation, biological process: signal transduction; regulation of fungal-type cell wall organization; activation of GTPase activity. The transcript is spliced from 2 exons.
AUCUUCGGCGUCCCUUUGCGCCAGAGCAUCGUCUAUGCCAACGUCGCCAUCUCCCUCGUAGACGAUAACGGAAAGAGCUACAUCUAUGGUUACGUUCCCAUCGUGGUGGCAAAGUGCGGGGUGUUUCUGAAGGAGAAAGCGACGACCGUCGAGGGCAUCUUUCGCCUCAACGGAUCCGAGAAGCGCAUCAAGGAGCUCAAGCACAUCUUCGACUCUCCAGAUCGCUACGGCAAGGGCCUGAGCUGGGAUGGCUAUACGGUCCACGACGCGGCGAACGUCUUCCGCCGAUACCUGAACGACCUGCCAGAGCCGGUGGUGCCCCUCGACUUAUACGAAAAGUUUAGAGAGCCCCUCCGAGGUGCGACCAAGACGGCUGUUGGAGACGCCGACGGUCCGCAGUUUAUCGACGACUUCGAUGUGGACGCCGCCAUCAAGAGGUACCAGCACCUGAUCAAGGAGCUUCCUCCCCUGAACCGACAGCUUCUGCUCUACAUCCUCGACCUUCUGGCCGUGUUUGCCGCAAAGGCAGAGGACAACCGCAUGAACUCGCAGAACCUGGCCGCCAUCUUUCAGCCCGGCAUGCUCUCCCAUCCCAUCCACGCCAUGGCCCCCGAGGAGUACCGCCUGAAUCAAUGCGUCCUCAUCUUCUUGAUC